AUGGAAUAUGUAAAACCGAUUGAAACAGUCGGACACAUCACAAAACUCGAAGACGGGUAUGCGUUUGCGAAAAUUCCCGACGGAAGCAGUGUUUUCAUCCCGAUACAGGCCGCCAGACUCAAAGAAACGUUGACCAGCAUGAAGGAAAAGUUUGCGUGAGUGCGUCAUUCUAACGGUUCGCUAAUUCCGUCGCAGACGUAUUUUCAGUUACAAAGAAGAAGUAAGUUUGACAAUUUCCCCGCAAAAAGGAAAAAAUGACUGCAAAUAUGUGGCGACGAGAGUGAGUUCUCAAGAGAUUCCUAGGAAAGCCAUCUGAUCUCGUAUUAUUUCAGAUUAAAAAGGUGAAAAAGGUCACUGAGAGUACAUCGGACCCGGCUCCCGAACUGUCUGCCGAAGUUCACGGACCAAUCGUGCGUUUUUUAUCGUUCUAAUCCUAUUAUCGAUUUUCUUUCAGGCUGUUCGAGUGACCAGCUCAACGGAUUCGUAUGCGUUCGCAGAAUCCGAAGUCUUCGGAACGAUCUUCUUGCCAGGAGACGCUUUUGAUAAAAAAUUCGUGAAACGCGUGCAUGCAUAUGCUCCCCUCAACACUAUUUUGGUUGUGAAAGUGAAGGAGCAAGCUGAAACAAACAAAUGCAGUUGGGUGGCAGUGGAAGCUGUUAAACAUUUCGGAGCGGAGAGGGAGGAAGUGGAUGACAGUAAUGCGAUCGAGACGCGAUCUUUCGGAACAGUUUUAGAAGUGUUUCCAACUAAAGUUGUAGUGCUCGAUCCGAAUCUGCAUGCUAUUGUUCGGUAAGCUUCACAUCACAUUUAAUAAUCUAUUAAUAGUAAAAAUAGUAAAUGCUAAUCUUUUCAGUUGCUCCAUUCUCACAUACGUCGGAGGACUUCGUGGUCGCAGCGCUCAAACUGAGAGCCUCGCGGACUUGAUCAAAGUGGACGAGCGUGUGAUGUACAAGGCGAGAUACAGAGAGGGAACGGACGAAUACGACGCGCUCGAAUGGAAACACAUUGGCGAGACGGGGACCAUUGAUGAGAGAAAGAAACCGACGAGCGACUCUUAUGUGCAGACUCCCCCGUGCCAUACGGUAGGCUUAAUAAUUUACAACCUCUCUCGUAAAACGAAUUUGCUCUUUCAGCAACUAAUUCUCAAAUCCAUACUCACACGACUUCCGGAAGAGCUGACUCGAUUCAGUAGCAUGCUGGAACACCUGCCGGAUGCUUCGCUUCCUGAUAGUUAUUUGAGAGAGCGGGACGCGUUUGAGGAGAUGAGGAACUCUGCAGCUCAAACUGACUGA
Caenorhabditis sp. 36 PRJEB53466 is the source of this 1292-nucleotide messenger RNA. The record is from the annotation of a GenBank genome assembly. Lineage: Eukaryota; Metazoa; Nematoda; Chromadorea; Rhabditida; Rhabditidae.